AAUUCAGUGUUUGUUAUUAUGAGCCAAAUGUUUUCGGAGAUUCGAAGUAAAAUAACUACUGACUUGUUUUAACCAUAUCCAGCUCCCUGUGCUAAACAUCCCUUGUAAAAACUGCCAGUUCUUCCUAUGUCCACUGAAGAUACAGGAGUAAAAGGGAUGCAUUCAUUCAGUGAAAACCGACUGCAUGAGAAAUGCAAAAAUAUGAAGACAGCACAAAUAAAAAUGUAAGAAGAGUGAGAGGAACAAGAAGGUACCUUGUGCUCUUAGCCAAGUAAAGUAUUUAACACGUUCAUAAGCAAGGAGCAGAGCCAGCUGUGUCAGAGCUGACGUGAAGCAGCUCUAUUUGAGUCGGUAUCAUUAGCCAAGUCCAGCUUCCCUAAAACCUACUUUAGGAGCACACUAAAAGAAGCAUGGGGCAGGCUGGACUUGUCAUUUGUCUCUUUAUUACCAUAGUUCUUUUGGAUCUGACAUGCACACAACCUGCCAAAUUAAAGACACGGAAGGACCGCAGAGCUAAAGAGAAAGAUGGUGAUCUGAAGACACAAAUUGACAAGCUGUGGCGAGAGGUAAAUUCCCUGAAGGAAAUGCAAGCAUUACAAACAGUCUGUCUGCGUGGUACCAAAAUUCAUAAAAAGUGUUACCUGUCAUUUGAAGAAACCAAGCACUUCCAUGAAGCUAAUGAGGACUGCAUUGCCAAAGGAGGAACACUGGCAAUUCCCAGAGAUGCUGAAGAGAACAAUGCUCUCCGGGACUAUGGAAAGAAGAGUCUUCGUGGUUCUGGAGAGUUUUGGUUGGGUAUUAACGACAUGGUAAAUGAGGGAAAGUUUGUUGAUGUUAAUGGUGUUGCCAUUACCUAUUUUAAUUGGGAACGUCCACCAAAUGGGGGAAAGCGUAAAAACUGUGCUCUUUUAAAUCAGGCUUCUCAAGGUAAAUGGGUUGAUGAAGUGUGUCGUAGUUUAAAGAAAUAUAUCUGUGAAUUUAUUAUACCUUGAAUGCUGCAUGCAGAGCAGCAAUAAAUUAAUAACAGACCAAUGAUCUAUUGAGAACAUAAUAAUAUUUAGCCCAUACCUACCAACAUGUAUAGCCUUACUAGUUGAUUACAAGGAAACCAUCAGUUUGUGAAUUUGGCUAAAUGUCCCUAAAAUAUAUUGAAUCUGCAAGUGUUAAGUAGAAAAAAAUACCAUAGGCUGCUGUUCAUGAUUACAGAAUAGAAUUUUAUAAUACAA
Molecule: messenger RNA, 1226 nt
Organism: Xenopus tropicalis (tropical clawed frog)
Lineage: Eukaryota; Metazoa; Chordata; Amphibia; Anura; Pipidae
Gene: clec3a
Product: C-type lectin domain family 3 member A
Exons: 3
Coding region: 411-992 (193 amino acids)
Biological process (GO): animal gross anatomical part developmental process
Molecular function (GO): carbohydrate binding
Source: RefSeq, a predicted model, not a curated record